Messenger RNA from Saccharomyces eubayanus, 756 nucleotides. It is a transcript of the gene YPT1, whose product is annotated as Rab family GTPase YPT1. Gene Ontology annotation, biological process: protein secretion; regulation of exocytosis. The record is from RefSeq and is a predicted model, not a curated record. NCBI's taxonomy places the organism in Eukaryota, Fungi, Ascomycota, Saccharomycetes, Saccharomycetales, Saccharomycetaceae. The transcript has a single exon. Gene Ontology annotation, molecular function: GTPase activity; GTP binding. Bases 1 to 756 code for a protein of 251 amino acids.
AUGGGGGGAAUACAGAGAAAAAAGAACAGAAGCCAGAAGAAGCCAGCAAUCGAGCACACCCAGAGGGGGACUGAAAGAAUUCCUGUUGGGCCCAGGUCGAGACAAGCAAGAAAAGAAACGAAACGAAACGCAAUUAUGAAUAGCGAGUACGAUUAUCUGUUCAAGCUACUGUUGAUCGGGAACUCCGGUGUCGGGAAGUCCUGUCUGCUUUUGAGGUUUUCAGACGACACGUACACCAACGACUACAUCUCCACGAUCGGGGUAGACUUCAAGAUCAAGACCGUGGAGCUUGACGGCAAGACCGUCAAGCUGCAGAUCUGGGACACCGCGGGCCAAGAGCGUUUCCGCACCAUCACCUCGUCCUACUACCGUGGUUCGCACGGGAUCAUCAUAGUGUAUGAUGUCACGGACCAAGAGUCCUUCAACGGCGUGAAGAUGUGGUUACAAGAAAUCGACCGCUACGCAACCUCAACGGUCUUGAAGCUGUUGGUGGGCAAUAAGUGCGACCUCAAAGACAAGCGGGUCGUGGAGUACGACGUGGCCAAGGAGUUCGCGGACGCAAACAAGAUGCCGUUCUUGGAGACCAGUGCUCUGGACUCCACCAACGUCGAGGACGCGUUCUUGACCAUGGCCAGACAGAUCAAGGAGAGUAUGUCCCAACAGAACCUGAACGAGACCACUCAGAAGAAGGAUGACAAGGGCAACGUCAACCUAAAGGGCCAGAGCUUGACCAACACCAGCGGCGGCUGCUGUUAA